Messenger RNA from Ophidiomyces ophidiicola, 813 nucleotides. RefSeq lists its product as uncharacterized. The record is from RefSeq and is a predicted model, not a curated record. The transcript has 2 exons. Bases 1 to 813 code for a protein of 270 amino acids. NCBI's taxonomy places the organism in Eukaryota, Fungi, Ascomycota, Eurotiomycetes, Onygenales, Onygenaceae.
AUGGCCGACGAGCUGGCCACCGUCUUCGCCAUGGCCGACGCCGACGACCGCGUCAAGGCCAUCGUGCUGACCGGCGCUGGUGACCGCGCGUUCUGCGCCGGCGCCGACCUCGAGCUGGGCUUCCCCAAGGGCGCCGGCAAGGACGGCCACACCAACCGCGGCGACGUCGAGCGCGCAAAGGACCACCGCGAUGCCGGCGGCCGUGUCGCGCUGGCCAUCCAUCGGUGCCGCAAGCCCACGAUCGCAGCCCUCAACGGCGCCGCCGUGGGCAUCGGCAUCACCAUGACGCUGCCAGCGACCAUCCGACUGGCACCCGCGGACGCCAAAGUCGGCUUCGUGUUCGCGCGCCGCGGACUGGUCAUGGAAGCCGUAUCGUCGUUCUUCCUGCCGCGGCUGAUCGGCCACGGGCGCGCCAUGCACGUCGUCACCACCGGCGCCGUGUAUCCCGCCGCCCACCCGCUGCUGCGCGACCUCUUCUCCGAGAUCCUGCCCGACGCCGACCAGACUCUGCGCCGCGCCCUCGAGCUGGCUGCCGACAUCGCCCAGAACACGUCCACCGUCGCCACCGCCCUGAUGCGCGACAUGAUGUACCGCGGGCCCGCCAGCCCCGAGGCCACCCACCUGCUCGACUCCGCCGUCAUCUACAGCCUGUUCGGCUCGCGCGACAACGAGGAGGGCGUGCGGAGCUUCUUCGAGAAGCGCCCGCCGCGGUUCACUGCGUCUGUCACCAACCCCGACGAUCUGCCGUCCGUGUACCCCUGGUGGGAUCCCGUCGACAUCUCGCCCCCCAGCGCUGGCAAGGCCAAGCUGUGA